Ictalurus punctatus (channel catfish) is the source of this 1675-nucleotide messenger RNA. It is a transcript of the gene prcc, whose product is annotated as proline rich mitotic checkpoint control factor. NCBI's taxonomy places the organism in Eukaryota, Metazoa, Chordata, Actinopteri, Siluriformes, Ictaluridae. Bases 465 to 1610 code for a protein of 381 amino acids. The record is from RefSeq and is a predicted model, not a curated record. Gene Ontology annotation, cellular component: nucleus. The transcript is spliced from 7 exons.
AGCGCGUGUGUGUGUGUGUGUGUGUGUGUGCGCGCGCGCCCUCUUCACUGUAACUCACCCUGCAAUUCCUCCUCCCUACCAUGUGGUGGAGUGAGCGCGCAGAUCGUAGAUUCGUAACCGGAAGUAAAAUAAGGCAGCGCUGCUAGUUAACAGGAGAAGAAGAACGGGAUUUGUUUAUGGCUAUAUUAGCUGUUACCUAGCUACGACUUUCAAUAAAAAAGGGAAUACAUAGACAAAUAAUUUGUUAAAGUAAUCAAUAUUAACGUGUUUAGAUUAUUAUCGGUUAGACAGAAUGAUGCAACGGCGGAACAUAUCGUUUACGGAGAUGAAAUUUGAACAGAUAGUCGGAUAGCUUAGCAUCAGGGUUAGCUAGCUGCGCCGGACAGAGCGGCUGAUUAAGAGCGGUUUAUAAACUAAAGCGCUGAUUAGUGAGUGAGCUGUGAGUGUAUGAGACCGGGCGGAACAUGUCUUUAGUGGCCUACGACAGCAGCGACGACAGUGAGCGCGACGAUCCGAGCCCAGAGCCACGCAGCUCGGCUAAACCCGGCGGGUUGUUCACCUCUCUGCCCGCGCCCAAGCGCUCAGAGCCCGCAGUGGAGAACCAGAAGCCCGGGCCGGAGCUGCUCAGAGCCAAGAAGCGCUCAGAACCGGUCAGGAUCAACGUUCCGGAGAUCCGAGCGGAUAGCUCAGACGAGGAUGAAGACGAACCUGUGAGAAAGAAAGUGGGAUCUCAGGGCGGCGCUCUGUCGUCUCUCCUCCCCCAACCCAAACACCUGAGUGUGAAGGAGACACAGCGCCCCCUGGUGCCUCACACCCUCACCAAACGCCCCGCCCCCGCCGCUCACGCCAAAGGGACCAAGCCUGCGUCUCAGGGUGUGUCCGGGACGAGUCCGUCUCCGUCGGCCAUUAAAGCGGCGGCCAAGUCGGCGUCGCUGCAGUUCGCUCGGCAGAUCGCAGCAGACGAGGAGGGAAGCGACGAUGAGCUCGCCCCUGAGAAUUACUUCUCCCUGUCAGAAAGCUCAUCGGAACCGGUGGCCGCGGCGUCGUAUCCCGACCCUCAGCCGUACGCUCCGUCGCUCCAGCCUUCUCCCCUCAACUCCGAGGACGCUCCGCUCGACUUCAGCUCCGGCGCAGAGUCCCAGCCGAGGCCAGCGUGGGUCGCUCAGGAGUACCACACCGCCGAUUAUCAACCAGACGACCAUAAACCCAGCGCUCAGGACUAUUACAGCGAGGGGUUCUAUCCGGAGCAGAACUCCGGGCUCGGGGAACAGGAAGAAGCAGAAUCCUCCACCCUGUUCAACGACGAAGCAUUCCGCAGGCUGCAGGGUAAACAGAACCGAGGGAAAGAAGAGAUCAAGUUCCUGGAGAUUAAAGGAGACGAUCAGCUCAGCGGUCAUCAGCAGUGGAUGAUGAAGAACAUGACGACGGAGACGGAGCCGCGCAGGUCCUUCAGUAAGAAAAAAGGAGAUCAGCCGACGGGGCAGCAGAGACGCAAACACCAGAUCACCUACCUGAUCCACCAAGCCAAGGAGCGAGAGUUGGAGCUGAAGAACAGCUGGUCUGAUAACAAACUCAGUCGCAGACAAACUCAGGCCAAAUACGGCUUCUAGAGAUCUGUACAGCCUCUCCCUCUCUCUCUCUUCCUCUAUCUCUCUGUCUCUCCCUCUCUCUCUCU